GAGAAGAGAUACAAAUUUUUAAAGAAAAGCUUAAUGACCAUCCAUGAGGAAAACACGGUAGAUGAAGAAGAUGUUAAGGAUGGAAUUGGAGGUCAGCUAUCAAGGAAUGAUGAGGACUGCCUUUUCUUGGGCGUGUCUCUCAAUGGUGACCCUGAUGUUUUGGUUGAACCAGAGUCAUUGAUCCCACCAGAUCUUAGAACUCCCUCUCCUCGCAAAAGCUCGGCUCCAUACUGCGUCAUGGAGGAAAGCCAAAUGAAAAGGCAAAAGAACAAGAAUGAUCAGCCACUUGAUAAAGAUAUGAUGAGACAAGUUAAUGCAGUCAAUUCUUCAAAAAUCAAGGAAGGUUGUGAGGCAAGUAUGGCUAUUUCACGAGAGAUUUCAAAUUACGCCGAAUACACAUACACCCUCGAUAUCACCCCUUUCACACCUGACUGUUGCCAUACAGUCUUCCUCGUCUUCCUCUGCACCAUGCCCGGCAGGACCCAGUCUACCUCAGCAUCGGUUGACGCUUAGAGAUUGGUGUCAGCCACGUAAGGCAGCAGUCACCGGUAGUCUGCAAAACCAUCCCCCCGACACUGCCGAUCCUCCUCCUCCUCCUCCUCCUCCUUUAUCAAGAUCAGCGGCCACGUACCAGUUAGGUCUGGACGCAUCUAUAGCCACAUAUGUCGAAAAGCAAAAGUUGUCUACGUCAGCUUUUUUCCGCUUUGCCGCAUUGAGGCUACAGUAUGGAUGGCGGUCAUCCAUGAUGGAUGCUGAAUGGCGAGAAGCAGGUCUGAUUUACAAUGACCAUUUUACUGAAAUCAAACCUGUUUUUUACAACACCAGCUUCCCCUUGCCAAGGGAUGAGGUCGAGCGUUCAGUGCAGACUCUGAAAUUGCAUUGCGCUGACUUUGAACGGAGAAUUUCCUCCAAAGUGGCUUCCGCUUUGGCUGACAAAAGUGAACGCUUUCAACCGUGUAGAUAGGGCCGAGAUGGCAGCUGCUGUCAAGACCCAUGCGCCGACGCUUUGGAGGACUUGCAAAUGGGCCUAUGGCGACUCGUCCGACCUUGUGUGUGGCGACAAAAUCCUUCAAUCCUCUCAAGGUGUUCGACAGGGUGACCCCUUUGGCCCUCUCUUCUUCUCAAUCACCCUCCGACCAACCUUGAAUGCCCUCAGUCAAUCGCUAGGUCCGUCUACGCAAGCGCUCGCUUAUCUCGAUGACAUCUACCUCUUCUCAAACGACUCGCAAGUCCUCAGCAAAACUACCCAAUUCCUCGCCGACAAGCAGCACAUCAUCAAGCUCAACGAAAAGAAAUGCAAGUUAAUCAGCUUCGAUGAGAUCAGGCAGGAUGGCUUCAAGAUGCUAGGGACGAUGGUAGGAGGUAAGGAGAAGCGAGCGGAGUUUCUGGAAGGCAGGAUUCGGAAGGAAAUGGCAAAGGUGGGCAAGCUCAAGGAUCUUCCACAUCAACACGCGCUCCUUCUAUUACGCUUCUGCAUUCAGCAAAAUCUACGACACCUGCAGAGAAGCCUGCGCUCGGACGACCUUGUAGACCUAUGGGAGAGGCUGGACACGAUGCUAUGGGAGGAGGUGAAAAGGAUGAGGAUGAGGCAGCGAGAGGAUACAGCGGAAGAGGAGGCUCUCGGGAGAUCGUUGACGAAGCUACCAGCGCGACUGGGCGGACUAGGUCUACUUUCCUUCAAAGAUGUAGCCCCCCUUGCUUACCGCUCGGCAGCCGAGGCCUCCGACACUCUCCUCGAUAACCUAGGUCUCCUUUCUUCGCCUGAGGAACCUCCAACUCCGGUCCCCCAACGAACUCGAUGCGCAGAACUCUGGGAAUCGCAACAGGAAGCCAUCCUACAUAAUCUCGGCGACACUGAACGCAAGCGACUCACCGAGAAUGCCUCCAGACUCGGCCGAAGUUGGUUAUCAGUCAUCCCUUACCUUCAGCCCCUGCGCCUUUCCAACGUCGAGAUUGCCUCGGGUCUCCACGACCGCACCCUGGUCGGCUCCUCGAUACCUGUCUGUCGCUUCUGUGGGUCGGACUCACCUUUGGGUCACGACGAGCUUUGCCGCGCCCGCAACCCCUGGACCCAGCGCCGGCACAAUGCCAUCAACCGCGUCAUCUAUCAACACCUCAAACAAAUCCAAGGUGCCACGGUUGAGAUUGAGCCCCACACGCUGUCGGGACAAAGGAGAAACGACCUUCGGGUCAGAGGUUCCAGCGCGCUGGCCUUCACUGACUACGACCUGAAGGUUUACUCCCUCGGGGACCGAGACGCGAGGAGCACAGCCACCCCCAGCACCCCCAACAGCAAACUGGCCGAAUUCUGCUUGGACCGGUGCGUGAACUGGCUCGACAAGGUGGGUCAGGUCGUCUCCAAGAACGCUCCGAAAGUCACCGGUGGGGUCUUUAAACCGAUCAUCCUUUCCACUGGUGGCCUGAUGAGCAGGAGCACAGCAGACGAAUGGAAGGAGUGGAGGGAGGCGAUGCCGGUGGGGGGGUUCGAGAAAAUGGAGAAACGGAUUGGUGUCGAGUUAGUAAAGGCAAGGGCGAGGACGCUGGUCUUAUGAGGAAGAGGAGGUUGGAUUAUUUUUUCUUUUCUUUAAAAAGUUGUUUAUUUAAGUAGUUUCUUUCAUUCGGGUAACACACACGACAACCCAAUAAAUUAAACAACGAAAAAAUGCAACCUCUAUAACCCCUAAGGCUCUAGGGAGAUCGUUGACGAAGCUACCAGCGCGACUGGGCGGACUAGGUCUACUUUCCUUCAAAGAUGUAGCCCCCCUUGCUUACCGCUCGGCAGCCGAGGCCUCCGACACUCUCCUCGAUAACCUA
Cryptococcus deneoformans JEC21 is the source of this 2814-nucleotide messenger RNA. RefSeq lists its product as hypothetical. Lineage: Eukaryota; Fungi; Basidiomycota; Tremellomycetes; Tremellales; Cryptococcaceae. The record is from RefSeq and is a predicted model, not a curated record. The transcript has 4 exons. Bases 972 to 2552 code for a protein of 526 amino acids.